Molecule: messenger RNA, 924 nt
Organism: Fusarium proliferatum ET1
Lineage: Eukaryota; Fungi; Ascomycota; Sordariomycetes; Hypocreales; Nectriaceae
Product: putative BRX1 Nucleolar protein involved in the assembly of the large ribosomal subunit
Exons: 3
Coding region: 1-924 (307 amino acids)
Biological process (GO): rRNA processing; ribosomal large subunit assembly
Cellular component (GO): nucleolus
Molecular function (GO): rRNA binding
Source: RefSeq, a predicted model, not a curated record
AUGGCUGCUGUCUACAAGUCUAUCUCCAAGUCCAGCACUACAAAGGUCGAGGCGUCUAGCAAUGGCGUUAAGAAGAAUAAGCAGAGGGUUCUGAUCCUCUCUUCUAGAGGCGUCACUUACCGACAUCGUCACCUUCUAAACGACAUUGCAGCAAUGCUCCCCCACAGCCGAAAAGAUGCAAAAUUCGACUCCAAGACAAAGCUGUACGAACUGAACGAGCUGGCCGAGCUCUACAACUGCAACAACGUGCUCUUCUUCGAGGCAAGGAAGGGCAAGGAUCUGUAUGUUUGGCUUAGCAAAGUCCCUAACGGGCCUACCAUCAAGUUCCAUCUCCAGAACUUGCACACCAUGGAGGAACUUCACUUCACCGGCAACUGUCUCAAGGGGUCGCGGCCCGUUCUCUCCUUCGACGGCGCUUUCGACAAGCAGCCUCACCUCCGGGUGAUCAAGGAGCUCUUCCUCCAUACCUUCGGCGUACCCCAGGGCGCAAGAAAAUCCAAGCCUUUUAUCGACCACGUUAUGGGAUUUAGCUUUGUCGAUGGCAAGAUCUGGGUUCGCAACUAUCAAAUCAACGAGGUCGAGGCGACAGCCAAGGAGGGUGAAGAAGAGGAAGAGACGACCAAGUCUCGAUCUGGUAAGCCUGAUACCGAUAUCAACCUGGUCGAGAUCGGUCCACGAUUCGUCUUGACACCUAUCGUGAUCCAGGAGGGCUCUUUUGGUGGGCCUAUUAUCUAUGAAAACAAGGAGUUUGUGUCACCAAACCAGGUCCGAGCCGAUAUUCGAAGGACAAAGGCUUCGCGACACAACGCCCGCGCAGAGAAAGAGGUGGAGAGACGGGUCAGGAAGGGCGACCUCGGACUGCGAUCUGUUGGCGGCCAGCGACCGGCCAAGGAUGAGCUGGAUACCAAGAUGUUGUUCGCUUAA